AUGUCCAAAGAAAGGGCACUUGCUAUCAAACAGCUGCAGGAGGAAGCACUACGCAGCCUUCCACCGAACUCCCUCUACAUCGUACUCUAUAUACGAUCAGAUCCACCCGAACCAAACAAUUUCCACUGGGGCUUUUACUCCCACUACAAUGAAACUGGUGGAUGCAAAUACCACAUGAGGAAUUUGGGUGAUGGAUGGAUAGCGGAUCAUGGACCAACUGCUGGUGUCUUUAAAUCAACAUUCCUUUGUGUCCUCAUCCAAAUUGCAAGCAUCCCACCUGAAAAGAGGAGCUUGCUGGAUCAGAUCAUGAGAUCCCACGACGGAAACACCAAUUCCAUUCCUGGAAUGAGCUGCAGAGUCUGGUUGCUAGUCAUUCUACAGAAGUUGAUUCAGCAAGGGUUAGUCCGGUGCAACAGCUGUGAGGCACUGGAGCAGGAAUGCCUGGAGAUUGGGAACCAACAUAGUCCUGGAGCCUCCAAAAAUCAUCAACCACGCCCUGUCGUGAAGUCUAAGUUAUGUGAUUAA
Molecule: messenger RNA, 525 nt
Organism: Microsporum canis CBS 113480
Lineage: Eukaryota; Fungi; Ascomycota; Eurotiomycetes; Onygenales; Arthrodermataceae
Exons: 1
Coding region: 1-525 (174 amino acids)
Source: RefSeq, a predicted model, not a curated record